This is a messenger RNA of Pimephales promelas (fathead minnow), 2810 nucleotides long. It is a transcript of the gene actr1b, whose product is annotated as actin related protein 1B. The record is from RefSeq and is a predicted model, not a curated record. Lineage: Eukaryota; Metazoa; Chordata; Actinopteri; Cypriniformes; Leuciscidae.
UGUCAGUCAUCUCCUUGUCUCGUGGGUUUGAUUGGCUCCCUCCACAGUGAGGUUCGGUUGACGCAUCACCGCUCAGCCUGUGGUUUUACUGCCAAGCAGCGACGGUUAUUUUUUAUUUACAUGAACAGAAAAUCAUAAACGUUGCUUCUUGCGAACGAGUUGACCGAAAAACGCACACAAGCGCAGGCUGAACAUGGAGUCGUAUGAUAUUAUAGCCAACCAGCCGGUUGUGAUUGAUAAUGGUUCUGGAGUUAUUAAGGCUGGCUUUGCUGGAGAUCAGAUCCCUAAAUACUGUUUCCCAAAUUAUGUGGGGCGACCCAAGCAUGUUCGGGUGAUGGCCGGUGCCCUUGAGGGUGAUCUGUUUAUUGGACCCAAAGCUGAGGAGCACAGGGGGCUGCUGUCCGUGCGCUAUCCUAUGGAACACGGCAUCGUGAAAGACUGGAAUGAUAUGGAGCGCAUCUGGCAGUAUGUGUACUCAAAGGAACAGCUGCAGACCUUCUCCGAGGAGCAUCCUGUACUGUUGACCGAGGCACCACUGAACCCCAGUAAAAACCGUGAACGGGCGGCAGAGGUUUUCUUCGAGACCUUCAACGUGCCGGCGCUGUUCAUUUCCAUGCAGGCGGUGCUCAGUUUAUACGCCACAGGCCGAACCACAGGUGUGGUCCUGGAUGCUGGAGAUGGUGUGACACACGCUGUCCCCAUAUACGAGGGUUUCGCCAUUCCACAUUCCAUCAUGCGCGUGGACAUCGCCGGACGUGACGUCUCCCGAUACCUCCGCCUACUCCUUCGCAAGGAAGGCUACGAUUUCCACACUUCUGCAGAGUUCGAGGUCGUUCGCACCAUCAAGGAGAGAGCCUGCUACCUUUCCCUUAACCCCCAGAAGGAUGAAACUCUAGAAACUGAAAAAGCACAAUACACCCUACCCGACGGAAGCACUCUAGAUAUUGGCCCGGCACGGUUCAGGGCUCCAGAGCUUCUCUUCAGGCCUGAUCUGAUUGGAGAUGAGAGUGAGGGUAUUCAUGAAGUGCUAGCCUUUGCCAUUCAGAAGUCAGACAUGGAUCUGCGACGCACCCUCUUCUCAAACAUAGUGCUGUCUGGCGGCUCAACACUCCUCAAAGGUUUUGGAGACCGGUUGUUAAGUGAAGUGAAGAAACUUGCACCAAAAGACGUUAAAAUUAAGAUAUCUGCACCACAGGAGAGACUUUAUUCAACAUGGAUAGGGGGAUCUAUCCUGGCUUCACUCGACACCUUUAAGAAGAUGUGGGUCUCCAAGAAAGAAUACGAGGAAGAUCGCGCCCGUGCCAUCCACCGGAAGACUUUUUAAUGGGGUUUAGGCCACCAGCCUCCCUGAUCUCUGCGGUUUCACAUCCCUCUCCUCUCUCGCUUGGCCUCCCUCUGUUUCCCUCCCUACCCACCUACCCGCCGGGCCUCCCAUCCGCAGCUAAGGCAUGCCUUCCGUGUCCUCUGCCCAGCUCUCGUUCGGGACACCCUGAGAGCGAGUUUGGGGCAGGAUACGACCGGGCAUCCAUUGCCCGUUUUGCACCCAUCAAACACCAGGGCAUCAGUCAAUACUGUUAACUAUUGUUUCAUUUAAAGCCAAUGCUUCAAUCCUGCGCUUAGAUAUUUAUUACACUAUUUACCCUGCCCUCUAUGAUAUUGUCAUAUCUAUUCUAAUGAAACAUGAAGGUGAAUGUUUUACUCUGUUGUAAGAAUUUCAUUCCAGAACCGAAGAGGUCGAAGUUGUUGAGUCAACAUAGUAUUUUUAUUCUUAUUCAUUUGAGUGUUUUGCAGCGUUAAUUGCGAACGUAUACAAUAGGAAAGGCAUCGCUCACCACUACAACAAUUCACUGUAAUGGACACUACUGCGUUUCCUGUCCGUGUCCCUCCCUUUGACCGUAUCGAGGCUGAAACCACUCAAGGGAACUUAAUAAUGUAUACUGAAAUACAAUGUACGCGGUAGGUAGCUAUGUUUAUCGCUGCUUGAAAAGUGUUAUUAUUAGUAUACAGUACAUUUUAAUGUGGAAUCAUCGGUUUAUGAAAAGGGGCGGCUGUAAAGAACCAUUUUGAGUUGUUUACGGUCUAGAAAUUUUGCUCUCAGAAUUAUGCUUUUCAGCUUUAAGUUGUAGACCAUAACUGUUCCCACACAGAAAUUGACUUGAUGCGAGCAGUAGCCCUUUUUGAGGUUUUUUUUUUUUUCUUCCACUGAACAUUUCACAUUUCCCAUGAUUCUCAUAUUGUUAAGCUGUGGACUGAAGCUUUAAUGAAGUCGUCCAGUGAGUUUCAUGUUGCCAUAAGACGUCUCAUUGUGGCACGAUUUCGAUGUAAAUUCAGACUCUCCCCGAAUUCCCGAUUAGUGCAUGAAAACAACAGGAUGACAGAGAUUGUGUGUUAUUUCUAUGUAAAUCUGAUUGACGUGGCUAUAGAAGGCAGAGGGUGGCCGAAUGGAUUUAGAAGCUCUUCUGGCACUAGUAUUUCUGUAGUGUUUGUUGAAAGAGAGCUGCUCUCUAUUGGGAUGAUGGGUAGCAGGGUUGCGUUUAAGUCCAGUUUGUCCAACCUAGGAUUCGCCUUACUCCAGUGUCGUCAUUGGAAAGUUAGAGCAUCUUGGUUGUUUUUCUUUUUAAAGAUCUAGAAAUAUCAUCAUAAGCCUUGUGUACAGUGGGUUGCUAUUCAAAACUGUUAAAAACAUAAAAAAAACACACAAAAAAUAAAUGACAAAAAGGACUAAAAUGUACAAACCUGUUUCUUCAAUUGUUGCUUUUUCUUUUAAUUUUGUAAAUUCAGUAUGAUAAAUAAAUUAAUGAUGUCUGGAA